Molecule: messenger RNA, 516 nt
Organism: Diversispora eburnea
Lineage: Eukaryota; Fungi; Glomeromycota; Glomeromycetes; Diversisporales; Diversisporaceae
Source: the annotation of a GenBank genome assembly
AUGUCGAGUUCAAAGUUAAUAAAACCAAUUCGUCUUUUUUUUCUGACCUCUCCUAGAACAAUUACCACCGUAGAAGAGUCCCAAGCUAUAUUUUCAUUUUUUAACAGUAAAGGUGAAUUAAAUGAAUUUAAACUUCAUAGGGAACCAUAUGAUAAGAAAACCUGUAAAUAUGGUUGGGCUUCUUAUAGAGAUAAUGAAAUUGCUAAAAAUGAAAUUCGAAAACAAAUUCCACUAUCUCGAAGACAACCGAGAUUUAAUGGAUUUUAUAUUAAACGUGAUGAACCUUUGAUAUCCAAGAGAAUAACAACAGAACAGAGAACAGAUUCUUCUGAAAAGAUAAAUACAACAAUUAAUGAAUCAAUUAAAGAAUUUCCAAUUACAGAACCCAUUAAUAGUGUUAAUACAAAAACGACUUUUAAGACUAGUAAUUUGUUCGAAUCUAAAUUAAGAAGAAUCUUUGCCAUUCGUGAUAGUGUUGGUAAAGGUAAAAAUAAUUUCGAAGAUCAAAUCAAAUAG